AUGGCAGCAUUAAAACGUACAGUUGAUUUAAGUAGCGAAGAAAUUCAACAAGCUUGGCAAGAUGUUCGAAAUGAUGCAGCAGAAACUAAUUGGGUUCUAUUGACUUAUGGUGAUAAUGGUGAAAUUAUACUGUGUGGCAAAGGAUCGGGCGGAUUGAAUGAAAUGAGAAAAAAAUUAAAAGACAAUCAAAUUUAUGUUGGCGUCAUUCGUGUUCGAGCAGUCGAUGACUAUGGAAGCCAACGAGCAAAAUUUGUAUAUAUUAAUUACGUUGGCGUCGCUGUGCCAACAUUACGUGCUGCUCGUGCAUCUAUGCAUAAACAUGAUUUUGAACGACUUUUUAACGGUUAUCAUAUUCAGAUAUAUGCUAAUGCUCAAGAAGAACUGUCUGAAGAUAAUAUUAUAGCAACGCUACAAGCCUGUGCUGGUGCACAUAAACCACAAGCAUACGAAUUUGCAUAG
Molecule: messenger RNA, 459 nt
Organism: Rotaria socialis
Lineage: Eukaryota; Metazoa; Rotifera; Eurotatoria; Philodinida; Philodinidae
Source: the annotation of a GenBank genome assembly